Molecule: messenger RNA, 519 nt
Organism: Alternaria postmessia
Lineage: Eukaryota; Fungi; Ascomycota; Dothideomycetes; Pleosporales; Pleosporaceae
Exons: 2
Coding region: 1-519 (172 amino acids)
Source: RefSeq, a predicted model, not a curated record
AUGCGGUUUUCAUCUCUCGUUUCUUUCGCGAUCGCAGGCGCAUCUCUAUGCACAGCGCUGCCUACAAAUCUCACCAACUUCCUGCUCGUCACCACAUCGCAAAUAGACCCAAGUGCGAACACUUCUGAACUCAAAGCCGUCUCCGCCACUUCACUAUUCGACCCUUUCCACCAACCCGCCCUCCUUCUCCGCCUAACAGGCCCCGGUUAUGGCUCCCUCCCCAACUUCACCCUGGCAGACGGGACACUAUCCACCAUCGCCCUAGCACCCUUCAGCACCACCGAGUACAAACAAUUCAACAGCACUGUUGUGACGAGUGGAUCGGAGCUACAGUUCCUUGCCUCAGUGCAGCCUGCGGGUAAUAUUGCCCUGGACGAAGGAUACCUUCUGACCGUGGAUGGCCAAAGAGAGGGUUGGACGAUUUGCGAAGGUGACUUGGAUCAGGUGUUGAGCUGGAGGGGCAAUGCGACUGAUUGUACCAAGACGUAUGUGCAUGCUGUAUUGAAGGCACCCUACUAG